CGGGAAAGCAGAAAGGCCUUUUACAAUUUAGAAAAUUAAAUGUAAAUUAGGGUAAAAAGAAAAUCAAUAUGAACUUUUCAGCGAUACUUUAUAUUGUUAUUAUUAUCUGCAUGACAAUUUUCAUUCGAUGCUCAACCGAGUCAUAUAUUAGCACCUAUGAUUUUGUAAUAAUCGGUGCUGGUUCGGGAGGCUCAGUACUGGCAAAUCGAUUGAGCGAAGUCGCAGAAUGGAAAAUCUUACUAAUUGAAGCUGGAAAGGAAGAAAUAUUCCUGACGGAUGUUCCAUUACUUGCUCCUAUCAUGCAGAUAACUGACUAUAAUUGGGGAUAUAGGACAGAGCCUAAGAAAGGACAACAUGGCUACUGUUUGUCAAUGGUCGAUGGUCGUUGCAAUUGGCCACGUGGUAAGGCCGUUGGGGGCACAUCGGUUAUUAAUUUCAUGAUUUACACGAGAGGUGGCAAGGCUGAUUAUGAUAAGUGGGAGGCUUAUGGCAAUACAGGUUGGGGCUACGACGAUAUCUUGCCUUACUUUUUAAAAUCGGAGAACAACAGACUAAAAUAUCACGAUAAAAGAUAUCACUCUAGUAACGGCUAUUUGGAUGUUUCUGAUGUGCCUUACGUAUCCAGGCUUCGAAAUCCUUUUCUACAGUCAGCCAAGGAAUUUGGAUAUAAAAUUAACGACUAUAAUGCUGAAAGAUUAUUGGGUUUCUCAGCCAUUCAAGCUAAUCUGCGUAACGGGCGCCGCGUGAGCGCCAGUAAGGCUUUUCUCGAUCCAAUUCGCCAAAUUCGGAAAAACUUGCGUAUAUUAACUUUUGCUCGUGUCGUAAAGAUACUGAUAGAGCCUGAGACACAUCGAGCAAUUGGCGUCAAGUUCCUUGAUAGAAAUCAGAAGAUGCAUAUAGUAAAAGCCAAGCGCGAAGUACUUUUGUGCGCGGGUACUUUGAACUCGGCCCAGCUGCUUAUGCUGUCAGGUGUAGGGCCCAGGCAGCAUCUGAAACAGUUGGGAAUUCAAGUUAUAGAGGAUCUACCGGUUGGCUAUAAUCUACAAGAUCACGUUAGCAUGGGUGCUUUAACAUUUCUGGUUAACGACACUGUUACAAUCAUGGAGUCAAGAUUACUCACGAAUCCAGUCAACGUUUUUGAUUAUUUUAUUAAGGGUACCGGGCCAUUUACUGUACCUGGGGGUGCGGAAGCAUUGGCUUUUAUCGAUACAAAAACGUUCUUAGAAAGAGAUAACCACCAAGAUGAAACGGCGGAUUACCCGGAUAUCGAGCUGGUUUUGGGAAUUGGAGCACUUACGGGUGAUUUAUCCGGCAGUAUGCGUCAUUUAUUUGCCCUAACCGACGACUUCGAUCGUCAAGUUUUUGCCGAUCAUAAGGGCUCCGAUGCUUUCUCUAUUGUUCCUAUUUUAAUGAAACCCAAGAGUUACGGUAGAGUUAGUUUACGAAGCGCGAAUCCUCUCGAUCCGCCAAUUUUAGAAGCCAAUUAUUAUGAGCAGCAGGAAGACUUGGAUACGAUGAUUCGUGGCAUCAAAGCGGGUAUUAAAGUAGGAAUGAGCCAAGCUUUUAAGCAUUUCAAUACAACUCUGCUGCCGAUGACAUUUAAUGGCUGUGAUAGAUUUGUUUUUAAUACCGAUGAGUAUUGGUCAUGUGUGGCUCGUCAUAUAUCAACGACACUCGGCCAUUUUACGGGGACUUGUAAAAUGGCUCCACGAACUAAUGGAGGAGUAGUCGACCCCAGGCUAAGAGUUUAUGGCGUUAAGAGUCUCAGGGUUAUCGAUGCGAGCAUUAUGCCAGAAAUCAUUGCAGGACAUACAUGUGCGCCAACAUAUAUGAUUGGGGAAAAAGCAGCGGAUAUGAUCAAGGAAGACUGGGCAGUUUCUACAAUUUAAUAAUAUAUUAUGUCAUAAUGCGUAUACAGAUUAAAGAUUUGUUUAGAUGCUAAAUUAAUGUAAAU
Messenger RNA from Ceratosolen solmsi marchali, 1954 nucleotides. RefSeq names its product glucose dehydrogenase [FAD, quinone]. Bases 69 to 1889 code for a protein of 606 amino acids. The record is from RefSeq and is a predicted model, not a curated record. Gene Ontology annotation, molecular function: flavin adenine dinucleotide binding; oxidoreductase activity, acting on CH-OH group of donors. The transcript has 6 exons. Lineage: Eukaryota; Metazoa; Arthropoda; Insecta; Hymenoptera; Agaonidae.